UAUGAGGACGGUUGGUGUGCCAGACCUGCUUUUACCAGGUUUGGUUCUUGUUGACAGUAUAAAUAUAUAUCUAUAUACAAUUUGGAGUUAGUGCCAUCAAAAGGACGUCAGCUAAGGGCCAAGCAGAAAAGCGGUACCUUGCCAUGGCCACUGCUCGUUUCCCCGGGAAGACUGUGGAUGUUGCUCGGGCUAACCUGACAGUCCCAGCUGUGGGCCGGCCUGUGUGUGUCAACGGGACGCCAUGGAUCCUCUACUUGCUGGAGGAGUGUGUGGAGAAUGUGUGGGAAUACUGCAGUGUUAUAAUUGGACUGGUAUCCAUGUUCUGUUUUCUGCUGUCCACUUUCCCGCAAGUCUACGAGGCCUAUAGGAAUGGUAAAGUUGAGGAGGCCAUGUCUUUUGGCUUUCUAAUCUUCCUCUUCAGUGGAGACCUGACCAGCUUUGCAGGCUGCUACCUCACCAGCCAGCUCCCCAUUCAGGUCGUCACAGUGGUGUUCUACAUCUUCACAGAUCUGAUCCUCAUCUCCCAGUUUGUCUACUAUAAGAUCAAGAACAGCUCUAGCAAAAAGAGUCCGAUGUUAAAGUGGCUGUGCUUCCUGUGGUGUGGCGCUGCUUCAUUAGUUCUUCUGGCUUUACCCAAACUCAUCAUAGACAGUAGUACAACUUUAGACGCCCAGGGUCCUUCUACCUCUCAAUCAGUGGAAAUCACUGGUUACAUAUGUGGAUACCUUGCCUCUGUUUUCUACCUCUGCUCCCGUUUCCCCCAGCUCUAUAAAAAUUUCCAGCGACAGUCCACGGAGGGCACCUCAUACCUGCUGUUUGCCCUGGCUAUGAUGGGCAAUGGGACAUACGGGCUGAGCGUCGUUGUGGUCCUUCCUGCACUAAGGGGCUCGAGGAGGUCCUUCAUUAUCAAACAUCUAGCCUGGCUCAUCAGCAGCCUGGGAGUCCUCGUACUCGACUUCUUUAUAACUGUCCAGUUUGUCAUGUACAAGAAGAACAGCUCUGCUAAAAGCAGCGAAGACCUCAGCAUCCCAGAGGUGGAGCCGUUACUGUGCGAGGAAGUGGAGCUGUCAGUGUUGGAGGACACAUCAUCAUUAUGGAGCACUUAGUCAAGACUGGACCCAUCGGUCUGCGGUUUGUUUUCAAUCCAAAUGUGGGUUCUUACUGAUUAUUGAUUUAACGCAGAGCUUGUUGAAGCUCUGCAGAGGGCUGCAGCUGGUUACUGCUGUUGGUUUGCUUUUGGACUCUAGUUUUCUGCUCUGUAAAGGGCAAACACAACAACCAAAAAAGCGCCAUGAAAAAAGAUCUGAAGGGAAUACCACAAAGCAAAUGUAAGACUUUCUUUGGGUAAGCAGGCAGACAAAGCCUACAAAUGUGAUCAGAGAUGACAGGUAUGAUGAACACUUCCACCAGGAGUCCUUUUUCUUCCCUUGUGAGCCAAAAAAGAAAGUACAAUCCCAGCUUUCUUUCCACAAAUGAAAGUGUCACAGAAGAAUGAAGUGCCUGUUUUAUUUUCUAUUUUUGGCAGGGCAAAAACCGCGAUGAAGAAUUGCAGUUUGAUUAUAAAACAAAUUUUUUGGGAUUUACAUGUUUUAUUUUUCUAACCUGAUUUGAUUUUGAGUGCCAUAAACAGCAGAGUUUAGACUUUUGCACACUG
Molecule: messenger RNA, 1654 nt
Organism: Cheilinus undulatus (humphead wrasse)
Lineage: Eukaryota; Metazoa; Chordata; Actinopteri; Labriformes; Labridae
Product: lysosomal amino acid transporter 1 homolog
Exons: 7
Coding region: 144-1106 (320 amino acids)
Source: RefSeq, a predicted model, not a curated record